This is a messenger RNA of Magallana angulata, 2680 nucleotides long. RefSeq names its product protein toll-like. NCBI's taxonomy places the organism in Eukaryota, Metazoa, Mollusca, Bivalvia, Ostreida, Ostreidae. The record is from RefSeq and is a predicted model, not a curated record. The coding region runs from base 158 to 2377 and encodes 739 amino acids. The transcript has a single exon. Gene Ontology annotation, molecular function: protein binding.
AGCAUGUAUUUUUUUCGUCAGGUUUGUUAUAUAACACAACCAGGAAGUUCAUGCACAAAAUGGAUCUAAAAUUACUGUCCUAAAUAACUGGUUUCGGUGGCUUAUACUGCAAACAACGUAGUUCAAACAACGUAGUUUAGAACAGUGGGGUUGUUAUAUGUAUACCGGUACAUGUAUACAUGUCAGUCGUUUUUGUUCGUAUUGCAAGCUGUUGCUCAACAUGGAGAUAAAUAUCUUUUUGAAAGCAUCGGUCCUUUUCCUAUCUCUACUAAGACAAUGUGUUGUUCUAGGAAAUAAUCCGCUUGGAGAGGAAUGGAUGCUGCGGCAUUGGCAUGAUUUACCGUGGUAUUGCCCGGGUAGGUGUAAUAGUACCGGUACCGGUGAUCUUAACAAGUACAGUGAAGAACUGUGCUGCAAUUGCAAAUCGAAAAGCGCUUUUGAUUUCGACAACAAUCCAUGUGAAGCAAAUAUUUCAUCUCUUGGAGAAAUAGUUGAUGGUGGAUGCAAAGGAAACACCGUGUUAGAGCAUACUGUUCCAAAACUGUACAAAUUCCCGGAUAAUGCGUGUGCAUUUCCCGGAAUAACCAAAAUUGUUUUGUCAGGAAAUUUAAUUCUUGAUAUUCCAAAUUUAGCAUGUCUGUCCAACUUGACGUAUUUAAAUUUAUCAAGGAAUAAAAUAACAACUCUACGGCAGGCCUCUUUAGUUAACAAUACAAAUCUGAGGAUUGUAGACCUUUCUUCCAAUUCUAUCACACACAUUGAGACAGGGGUCCUUGAAUCGCUCUCUUUCCUCACCAUGAAUCUGAGAAAUAACUCAAUAUCGACAUUAGACGUCACGGAUUUGAUGAUAUCAAGGUCUUUUUGUCAAAUAGAUAUUUCGUAUAACAGAGUGGAAUCCAUCGUGAAUAGCAAUAACUGGACUGUCGACAACAAGAACAAUUAUGGAACUGGAUUUUACAACGGAACCUACAAUCAGAUGAAAUAUCUCCCAGACUGGAACAAAAUCGGUGUCCCGAAUUUGACAUCUCUGAAUGCAAUGAUCUAUCGUGGGUAUGACAUACGGCAUAAUCCAAUUUAUUGUGACUGUAACUUAGCACAGCCUCUGGUUUUCUUUAGACCGAUUCUUGUAAUAAUUGAUCGUGAUUUCUUCUAUGUCAGGUGUAAUGGUCCAAAAGCACUCACUGGUCAGAAAUUGCGCAGCUUCUUAGAGGGAAACCGUAUUACACAGCUCGUGUGUAACUACACGGGGGUCGCGCUCUGUCCUUCACAAUGCACAUGCGUUAAAGAACCUAGAUACUCCAAAAGAAAUGUCUUCCAAGUCAUCCUUGUCACUAUCAUUACCUGUAAUAACUCGUCAUUAUACCGCUUACCGCACAUUUUACCAGAAAGUGAUGAAAUCGAGUUCUGUUUCAACGGAAGUGGCAUAAAGGAACUAACCAACGAGCAUUAUUUGGCUCGUGUGACGGUCUUGAAAUUGGUGUCAAUGCCUCGUUUUGACAAAAUGGCAUUGGAAAACCUCAAGAGUCUAAAAGAACUAUCUUUACCCUUACAGGCGCAGUUGAAUGGAAUACCAAAAAAAUUGUCCUUUCUUCAUCCCUGUGUGUUUCUUCAAGAAGACAAUUUUGUUAUGAAUUGUACCUGCUCUCUUAAGUGGAUGAUUGAAUGGUUGUCGUUAGUCGUCUCCAGUGAAUGUCAGAGAAAUUUCGAGUUUAAAUGCUUGACUAAAAACAACACUGAACCUGCCAGGACCUAUCUACAAAACAUAGACUGCAAUGUUCACACUUCUGAUUCCAUCUAUCUGACAUUGACGUCCAUGUGUCUCGCUUUGCUGGUCCUGCUUCUAUUUCUGACAGCAGCGUGGAAACGGAAAUGCGAAAUCAGACUGCUAAUCAGGGAAACAAAACUCGGUAAACUCUUGAGGUCGCGAGUAACUUUGGACCAGGAUCGGGUUGUUUUUAUUUCAUUUGAUGGAUCUAAUCACUGCAUCCACUCAUUCAUUUUCGAAAAAUUGGAGCCUUUCUUGGUCACGAACGGGUUUCACGUUUUCAUACCACCACGUGACUUAGCCGUAGGGAGCGUUCGAAGCGAAGAAGCUGCAUGGCAGAUUUCCGUUUCCAGAUACUACAUAACGUUCCUCUCUUUAGGUUAUUUGGAUGAAGACGUGUUCGAAACACGAAGCGAGUGGAGAUGCAUCUGGAAUGGCUACUUGUCAGAUAAUAGGAAGGAAUUGUUGGUACUGAAUUACGACCUGCUGAAACCAUCCGAUGUGCCAUGCAGUAAAAUGAGAGCAGUCUUGCGAGCUGGAAAUGUCGUAGAUUUUGAUGCAGGGGAAAACACAAUAUUAUCUAAGAUAGUUAAAUUGUUUCAUACUUCAUGAUUUUGACGGAUAAUAUAAGCGUUUAUAACAGAGUGGAAAGUUCAUUUGCAGUUUGCAUACAGUUUGAAUGGAGAGUAUAGUGCAGUAGUGUUGUUUGAAUUAUAUCUAGAAUUUUCUGUGUGCUGAUUAAAUCGCUUGCAGGCAAUUGUAACCAUGUAUUAAUAUGCAGCCUUCUAUAGAAUAAAAUGUCAAAGAGUCUUUAAACUUUGUUCAAAGAAUGGUAGAAAAGAAGUUAAAUGUAGUAAUUGUUCCGUAAAUGAGUAUUUUCAUUUUCAUUUUUAUAAGCAUGAUAAUAAAACAGGA